Messenger RNA from Chilo suppressalis (striped riceborer), 1623 nucleotides. Lineage: Eukaryota; Metazoa; Arthropoda; Insecta; Lepidoptera; Crambidae. The record is from the annotation of a GenBank genome assembly.
AUGUCCCAAGUCAGUACUCACGAGAGCGCGUCAUCACCAGCAGAACACGGACACACCGCGCGCCACGUCCGUAGGUCAGUACUCACGAGAGCGCGUCAUCACCAGCAGAACACGGACACACCGCGCGCCACGUCCGUACGUCAGUACUCACGAGAGCGCGUCAUCACCAGCAGAACACGGACACACCGCGCGCCACGUCCGUACGUCAGUACUCACGAGAGCGCGUCAUCACCAGCAGAACACGGACACACCGCGCGCCACGUCCGCACGUCAGUACUCACGAGAGCGCGUCAUCACCAGCAGAACACGGACACACCGCGCGCCACGUCCGCACGUCAGUACUCACGAGAGCGCGUCAUCACCAGCAGAACACGGACACACCGCGCGCCACGUCCGCACGUCAGUACUCACGAGAGCGCGUCAUCACCGGCAGAACACGGACACACCGCGCGCCACGUCCGUACGUCAGUACUCACGAGAGCGCGUCAUCACCAGCAGAACACGGACACACCGCGCGCCACGUCCGCACGUCAGUACUCACGAGAGCGCGUCAUCACCAGCAGAACACGGACACACCGCGCGCCACGUCCGUACGUCAGUACUCACGAGAGCGCGUCAUCACCAGCAGAACACGGACACACCGCGCGCCACGUCCGUACGUCAGUACUCACGAGAGCGCGUCAUCACCAGCAGAACACGGACACACCGCGCGCCACGUCCGCACGUCAGUACUCACGAGAGCGCGUCAUCACCAGCAGAACACGGACACACCGCGCGCCACGUCCGUACGUCAGUACUCACGAGAGCGCGUCAUCACCAGCAGAACACGGACACACCGCGCGCCACGUCCGUACGUCAGUACUCACGAGAGCGCGUCAUCACCAGCAGAACACGGACACACCGCGCGCCACGUCCGCACGUCAGUACUCACGAGAGCGCGUCAUCACCAGCAGAACACGGACACACCGCGCGCCACGUCCGUACGUCAGUACUCACGAGAGCGCGUCAUCACCAGCAGAACACGGACACACCGCGCGCCACGUCCGCACGUCAGUACUCACGAGAGCGCGUCAUCACCAGCAGAACACGGACACACCGCGCGCCACGUCCGUACGUCAGUACUCACGAGAGCGCGUCAUCACCAGCAGAACACGGACACACCGCGCGCCACGUCCGUACGUCAGUACUCACGAGAGCGCGUCAUCACCAGCAGAACACGGACACACCGCGCGCCACGUCCGUACGUCAGUACUCACGAGAGCGCGUCAUCACCAGCAGAACACGGACAGCUCGCCGCCCGCGCCGCCCACCGCGCGCCACGAUCGCACGCCGCCGCCCACCACCUUCAGCUGAAACCACAAUCAUCCAGUGAUUAAAUGCUACAUUUACAUUCAACUUCUGCGAUCAAUCCUUAUAGAUUGAUCUCAGAUUCUUUAAAUCGCAGGGUGACUACAGUGUGCGGCAUAAUGACUAUCGCAAAUGACUAGAUAAGAUAUUAUUUCGUCUAGAUCUUUAUUUGACUAGAUUGCAUAAUAACUCUUGAUCUUCCUAUUCUUACAAGUAUGUGUCACCUUAUUUUCAUUCAUACUCCCUCCACAACAUCCUAGCAUUUUCUUUUGCGGU